UCACACUGCUGAGUGUUAUAUGAAAAGUAAAAGCGAGGAGAUUUAAUGGGAUAUUUUGCUACUUCUACUCUUGGUAGUAUAUCUUUUGAAUUCCUCAAAGAACCAUGCAAGCCACAUCGCUGUAGUUUUUAUCAUAGUUUGAAUUUACCCCUAAAAUGUGGAGAAAAUAGUAAUAAGUGAUUUGGUUUACUAUCAGCCAAUGGAGUAUCAUCAGCUUAUUGAAUAAUAUCUAUGAUAUUUUCAUUCACAUUGAUCCCUUUUAUUUCUUUGUGCUUUCUAAUAGCACAGGCUAGGAAUUCAGCCGCAUGAUAGAUAAACAGGGGGACUGCGGUUCUCCCUGCUGGACUCCCCGAUUAACUGGAAAAUACCCUGAUGUUAACCAUUACUGUUUAUACAACUCUGUAUGUAUGCAUAAAUAUUGACGGAUGAGCAUCUAUGAUGGAUGAAUCAUGCGCCUCGUCUACCGUAAUGCAGACAGUGGUAGAGGCAUCAUUUGCGAAGCCAUAGCUUCACAGCAUCUAGCAAGUCUCUUAGCUUACAUAGUGGGAUUUUAAUAAACUUUAAUUGAACAACUACCUAUAAUAGUAUUGUUUUUACAGAGUUAUUUCUUUAGUACUUCUUGAGUAAACAGAGGCAAACGACACCCUGGUGGUAACAGAAUAUAUGCAGUUAAAAGAAUAAUUAAACUUCAACAACUAAACUGGGUUCUUCUGAUAUAACAUGGCAUCUAAAAAGGAUAAAGCAAAAGAAGACAGAAAGUUUAAUGCUAUAAAGCUAGAAGUGUCAACAUGGUAUGACGACAACAAUUGUCUUAAUAUGCUGAAAGUGUUGUUCCGAGAUAAGAUUGGAUACCAGAAACUAAUGUCUAUACAUAGCACGAUUGAACUGUUGAAUGAGUUGUUUAAACAUGAUCAUGUGAGUGCGACAGAUCUUACUCUCCUGUCUGCUACUAUCACCGUAACCCAACAUUUUGCUCUUCAACGGAAGAUUGAAGAAAAACUGCCAUCGUUCCCGAAAGUUAAUGGAGGAACCGUUUCAAAAAUAUUCAGUCAUCACAGACAAAAGCUAAUGAAAUUUGGGAUGGCACUGGCUGAGGGCGAUGUGGGAAAGAUUGAUGGGUUGUAUAAUACAACUUUAAAGAAAUACAAUGACAGCUGGAGUAUGAUUAUUGAUCUAGAAACCAGACUAGAAAUAAGUGAUGGAAAUAUGGAAGAUUUCACUGAUUCGUUGGAAAGCCUUGAACUCCAUCUGGCAUUGAAGGCACUAACAGAAGAAAUUGCAGAUACACCUUCGGUUGCCGAUACACCUGAUAGGCCUACACCAUCAGAUACACCACAGACAGGAAACCCCUCCUGGAUGAAAAAACUAUCUACACAGGAAUUACGUCAGCUGCUCGACGAUGUGUCCGAAUGGUGGGAGCAAUUUGGAAACAUUAAUAUGUUAAAAGUGAUCCUCAACGAUUUGGAAAGCAUUACUUUAGCACAGAUAGAGCAAAAACUAGAGCCAAACCCUCUGUUUCAAUUACUUUUGGCCAAUGGAUAUAUUAGCCACACAAAUGUUAAUUAUCUUCUCGAGGCUGUUGUUUUGGGUGGCCAGAAUGGUAUCGAACCGAAGAUAAAGGAAACGAUACCGAAAUUCCCGGGAUUUAGUAGCGUUGCAAUCAGUGGAUUCUCAAAAUAUCGACGAAAUUUGAUAGAAUUUGGUAAAGUUGUAGGCACAAAAAACAAAGAUCGCAUUGGUAAUUUGUUUGGUCUAAUCGUUCCCAAACUGACAGACCAGUGGUGCCUAAUAUUUGAACUGGAGAGGAAGCGUAUCCUAACUGAAAAAGAAAAGGACCAAUUCAUUGAAACGCUUAAUAAGAAUGGUAUGACAGCCGAAGCCGAAGCACUUAAUAAGUUCAAAAAUUAAUCUUAACGUUUAUAAUUCAAGCUGCAUUAUCAACAUGUGUAGACCUAAUUUAUGUGAUCGGAUUUCCUAUUACAUCUGGACCGUAUAGUAGACUUUUUGGACAAAUUUUAAACCAGGUUGUAUAUUUUUUUUAAUAAAAAAUAUAAUUAAGUUAAUUAUAUUAUAAAUUUACUGUUACAAAAAGCGUUUUUCCACAAUGAACCAUUUAGAUAAAAAUGAUAAUAUAACCUUUAUAUUUGUCUUUUGAUUUAGUUAAUAUGUUGAAUACAACCGGAUUAAUAUCAUUUUCAAAUUAUACAUUCUAAAUAUAAGCAACUAAAACUUUUUGUAUUGGUUUUCCUAUAGUUUCGUGAAAAAAGGAAGCAGCUUUAUCGUGCCUCAAAAAACACGUUUAACGUGUUUGGUUCUGUCUAAAUAUGUUUGCUCUACAUUUUUAAUUUUUUUUUUGAUUCAUAGUAUAUGCUGUUCGAAUAAUAUUAGAUUGAUAGAAAGUUGAUGUGUUUACCGUAUUAGUUGAUAUUGUAGAGUUUUGAUCAUAAUUAGUCAUAAUACUUUUUGAAAUUUUGUUACAGUAGUUAAAGUCCUAUGUUAAUUAGUGGAUUUUGCAGGUUAGUAUUUCUUUAAUAAUAUUACAUUUUCAUCAUAUUGUAUAUUCUGAAAAUUGUAUUGAUAAGAUCUUAGAGUAUUCGUUCCAUUGCAUUUAAUUAAUUAUAUGAUUUAAUCUCAAACUACAUUCGUUCAUAGUUUAAAAUUGAUAGUGUUGUAUUUG
Messenger RNA from Anneissia japonica, 2677 nucleotides. RefSeq lists its product as uncharacterized. The record is from RefSeq and is a predicted model, not a curated record. Lineage: Eukaryota; Metazoa; Echinodermata; Crinoidea; Comatulida; Comatulidae. Gene Ontology annotation, biological process: regulation of apoptotic process. Bases 721 to 1908 code for a protein of 395 amino acids. The transcript is spliced from 6 exons. Gene Ontology annotation, molecular function: protein binding.